GCCCCAUGCCUCUGGCGCGGCCCUCGGGGGGGCGAAGGUGAAGACCGGCUCCUAGGAUGAGUGAAGGGGCGGCCGCUGCCUCGCCACCUGGUGCCGCUUCGGCAGCCGCCGCCUCGGCCGAGGAGGGCACCGCGGCGGCUGCGGCGGCGGGCGGGGGCCCGGACGGCGGCGGAGAAGGGGCGGCUGAGCCCCCCCGGGAGUUACGCUGUAGCGACUGCAUCGUGUGGAACCGGCAGCAGACGUGGUUGUGCGUGGUGCCUCUGUUCAUCGGCUUCAUCGGCCUUGGGCUCAGCCUCAUGCUGCUUAAAUGGAUCGUGGUGGGCUCCGUCAAGGAGUACGUGCCCACGGACCUGGUGGACUCCAAGGGAAUGGGCCAGGACCCCUUCUUCCUCUCCAAGCCCAGCUCCUUCCCCAAGGCUAUGGAAACCACCACUACGACCACUUCUACCAUGUCCCCCGCCACCCCCUCUGCCGGCGGCGCCGCCUCCUCCAGGACGCCUAACCGGAUUACCACCCGCUUGACCACCAUCACGCGGGCGCCCACUCGCUUCCCUGGGCACCGGGUGCCCAUGUGGGCAAGCCCGCGCUCUACCACGGCACGGAACACUGCGGUCCCCCCGACGGUCCUGUCCACCACGGUCCCUUUCUUCAGUAGCAGCACGCCAGGCUCCAGACCCCCAAUGCCAGGAGCCCCUAGUACGCAGGCGAUGCCUUCCUGGCCCACUGCGGCGUAUGCUACCUCCUCCUACCUCCACGAUUCCACUCCCUCCUGGACCCUGUCACCCUUUCAGGAUGCCGCGGCCGCCUCUUCUUCCUCACCCUCUUCCACCUCCUCCACUACCACCACCCCAGAAACUAGCACCAGCCCCAAAUUUCAUACCACGACAUACUCCACAGAACGAUCUGAGCACUUCAAACCCUGUCGAGACAAGGACCUAGCAUAUUGCCUCAACGAUGGAGAGUGCUUUGUGAUUGAGACCCUGACAGGAUCCCAUAAACACUGUCGGUGCAAGGAAGGCUACCAAGGAGUCCGUUGUGAUCAAUUUCUGCCGAAAACAGACUCCAUCUUGUCGGAUCCAACAGACCACUUGGGGAUUGAAUUUAUGGAGAGUGAAGACGUUUAUCAAAGGCAGGUGCUGUCAAUUUCAUGUAUCGUCUUUGGAAUUGUCAUCGUGGGCAUGUUCUGUGCAGCAUUCUACUUCAAAAGCAAGAAACAGGCUAAACAAAUCCAAGAGCAACUGAAAGAAUCACAGCACGGGAAAAACUACAGCCUCAAGACGUCCAGUACAUUGUCAAAGUCCGAGAGCCUGAUGAAGAGCCAUGUCCAGCUGCAAAAUUACUCAAAGGUGGACAGGCAUCCUGUGACUGCACUGGAGAAAAUAAUGGAGUCAAGCUUUGUGGGUCCCCAGUCAUUCCCCGAGGUCCCUUCUCCUGACAGAGGAAGCCAGCCUGUCAAGCCCCACAGCAGGAAUAUUUCUUCUUGCUGCAGUCCAGGACAAAGGAGUGGGAUGCUGCACAGGAAUACCUUCAGGAGGACACCACCCUCACCCCGAAGCCGACUGGGUGGGAUUGUAGGACCAGCAUAUCAGCAACUGGAAGAAUCAAGGAUCCCAGACCAGGAUACAAUACCUUGCCAAGGGAUAGAGGUCAGGAAGACUAUAUCCCAUCUGCCUAUACAGCUGUGGUGUGUUGAAAGACCCCUGGACUUAAAGUAUGCAUCCAAUGGCUUACGAACCCAACAAAGCGCAUCCAUAAAUAUGCAACUGCCUUCAAGAGAAACAAACCCCUAUUUUAAUAGCUUGGAUCAAAAGGACCUAAUGGGUUAUUCAUCCCCAAGGGCCAACUCUGUGCCCAUCAUCCCUUCAGUGGGUCUAGAAGAAACCUGCAUGCAAAUGCCAGGGAUUUCUGAAGUCAAAAGCAUUAAAUGGUGCAAAAACUCCUAUUCCGCUGACAUCGUCAAUGCGAGUAUUCCAGUCAGAGAUUGUCUUCUAGAAGAACAACAGGAAGUGAAGAUAUUGCUAGAGACUGUGCAGGAACAGAUCCGGAUUCUGACUGAUGCCAGACGGUCAGAAGACUAUGAACUGGCCAGCGUGGAAACUGAGGACAGUGCGAGUGAAAACACAGCCUUUCUUCCCCUGAGUCCCACGGCCAAAUCAGAACGAGAGGCACAAUUUGUCUUAAGAAAUGAAAUACAAAGAGACUCUGUGUUAACCAAGUGACUCGAGAUGUAGGAAUCUGUGCAUUCUCUGCUUUGCUCAACAGGAAAGAGAGGAAAUUAAAUACAAAUUAUUUAUAUGCAUUAAUUUAAGAGCAUCUACUUAGAAAAAAACCAAAUAGUCUGCCGCCCUCAUAUCAUAGUGUUUUUUAACAAAAUAUUUUUUUAAAGGGAAAGAAAAGAAACGUUUCAGGAAGGAUAAAGCUUACCACUAAAGCUUUUCGGGGAGGAUUCUGAAUCCAUUUUCAGUUAGCCCCAACACUGUCCUCUUUGGCUCUUGGAAGAUUUGGCCAAUUCCAACCUCUGCUUCCAUAGUGCCAGUAUCUGUAUGGAAAAGAAACUGGUGUUCACCUAGCUUCAAAGACAUGCGCUAUAUCCCAAGAAAGGAUGUGCCAGUGAGCAGGUAGCCCUGGUCAUUUGGCUCUUGGGUUCCAACCCCUAAAUUUCUAUUCAUCAAUGCUCUCACCACAGUUUAUGUCAUGUCAAGGAGUGGAGUGCUUUGUAUUUGAUUUUUAAAGACUGGUGGGAAAACACGAACAGGAAGAAAGAUGGAAAAUAGGAGUAACCUGGUUAAUCUUAGCUACUCUAAUGUGCCAUCUUUCUCUGACAUUUGAAAGCACAGAACCUCAGAGCGAGAUGGGAAACUAUUAUAGGAGAAGAGAUAAAAAAACAAAAACACAAAUGACAAUGUUGUGCCACUAAAAUUAUGCUAAUAGAAAUGUUUUUUCUUGGAAAGUGUUUAGAAGCUCUGAAAGGGCACCUUUCAGUGUUUGUGUGUGUGUGUGUGUGUGUGUGUGUGUGUGUGUGUGUGUACCUGUGUGCAUAGGUAUGAGCUUGCGAGUGUGUGGACUUGCUCACUCAAGCACAUAUGCUGUAUGCACAUGUGUUCCUUGUAUGUAUGGGUGUGCAUGUGUGUGCAUAUUAAAGCUUGCAAAAACUUGUUCUCAAACAUCAGGGAAUCAAAUAUUCAAAAGAAAUUUUCCCUCUUAAAUCUUUUCACUUUAAAACUUUCCAUUAAAUAGAAAUUUGGUUAGAGAGUUCUUGAACCAAGGUAACUUGCAUGGUGGGGUCUUACAAAAACUCUUGACGAGGUCUAGACCCUUUUCUGAUGUGAACACUUUUUAAAAGAACAGUCUUUGGGUUAUUGAUAUCAGUAUCACAAAGCAAAUUAAUGGAAGAUGUGUUCAUUUUGAAUCUUUUACUUAAAUUACUGACACAAGCCAAUUAUCAAAUUAACAGGUGACCAUUUUAAUUUCUUGUCAUCCUCAUUGCUACUUUACAGUAAGUUUGCUCUAUGUAGACAGAGGCUCUAGCUUCUCUGUUUAACAUGGAAGGAAUAAAUUGUUGAAAAUCACAAAUCCCAGACUAUUCAGUUCACAAGCAAUGCCCCCCAAACAAUAAAUUGUGUUGUAUGUUCAUUUGGAAUAAAGCAAUAUUUUUACCACUGCUAAGGUGAACU
Messenger RNA from Microtus ochrogaster (prairie vole), 3674 nucleotides. RefSeq names its product neuregulin 3 (gene Nrg3). Gene Ontology annotation, molecular function: chemorepellent activity. Lineage: Eukaryota; Metazoa; Chordata; Mammalia; Rodentia; Cricetidae. The record is from RefSeq and is a predicted model, not a curated record. Gene Ontology annotation, biological process: intracellular signal transduction; animal organ development; nervous system development.